Cydia fagiglandana is the source of this 1091-nucleotide messenger RNA. RefSeq lists its product as uncharacterized. Bases 581 to 1054 code for a protein of 157 amino acids. The transcript is spliced from 4 exons. Lineage: Eukaryota; Metazoa; Arthropoda; Insecta; Lepidoptera; Tortricidae. The record is from RefSeq and is a predicted model, not a curated record.
ACGAACGCCAUUAAUAGAGGUCCUUAAGCACUCUACCAAUUUGACCCCCAACCCCAUCCGCCAUGUACCUAACUUCAGCGUAAACAAUUGGUUUUCGUUUGUUUCAUAUUGAUCUUUUCGUUUCGCUGUUGUUACAAAUUGCCAGUGACCCAAUAUCUUUUUUUUAUUUUAUUUAUUUUUUCUUUUAAUAUUUUUUUUAGUCGUUGUCGAUGUCAAUGUCGUUAAAUACGUGGGAGGCAGGGGUAAUUUUUUUCACGACACGGACCUAUCGCGAUGAAUGGCGAUGAUAUGAGGUAUAUGGUAUUGCUGGUAUGUAUAAAAUAAACAAUAAACAAUUUUUAUAUCACAAUCAAAGUCAGUUGCAAACUGCCGCUCGCCGAUCUCCUUCGCUGUGCUGACUUCAUAAUAACUUACUACAUAAUGUAAUACAUCAGGAUAUUUACUUCCGGCUAAAAUUGCUAAUUAACACUGACUGAUAAAGCCGCAUUUUGAUUUUGAUUAUCAUUUAUGAUAUUGAUAACAAAGAUAGCGGGAAAUCACAUGCAUUCAGUAUCGAUUAAGUAUUUGUUUAAGACAUACAAUGAAAACAAGUGUUAUUUUGUUAGUGCUUUGUGCGCUGGUGGGGAAAUCCAUGGGUGAUCUAAGAUGCUACGCUUGCUCGUUCUCAUCCGUGGACACUGACCGGUCGUGCGUGGAGGUGACCGAAGACACGCGAACCGUCGAGUGCCCCUACACAUACUGUACCAUUAUGCGGCAGGAGUUCGUGGAUCCUGUAGGAGAGAUCGCCAGUUUCAUCAGAGGCUGCGAGGAAACCCCUGAUUACCUCAACCACGACAUUUCCGACACCACAUUCCGCACUUAUUAUCGAGCGUGCACUAACGACCUUUGCAAUAUAGGUGAUGGAAUCCAGUCGGUGGUGGGAGGUAGCCUGUCACCGACGCCGGAAUAUGUGGGAGACAACCUACUCGUUCCUGGAACUGGCAGCGGAGCUUCGGCUAUUCAGAUUAGUUUCUUAUUGUUAUUCGUUCUCUUUGCCAUUACUGUUUAUAUUUAAUAAUUUAAGUAAUAAACAAGAAACAAGUAUGCAAUCU